Molecule: messenger RNA, 2761 nt
Organism: Batrachochytrium dendrobatidis JAM81
Lineage: Eukaryota; Fungi; Chytridiomycota; Chytridiomycetes; Rhizophydiales
Exons: 15
Coding region: 195-2735 (846 amino acids)
Cellular component (GO): nucleus; cytosol
Molecular function (GO): protein phosphatase binding; protein phosphatase regulator activity
Source: RefSeq, a predicted model, not a curated record
CAAAUUGGUUUAAAGACGGAUUUCCUUCUUGUUCAAGUCGAGUGCAUCUUGCUAAUAAGAGGGCUACAGGAAGAGCGUAGUCUAAGGGCUUUACAUUUCAAAUAGCUACUGCCAUAUAACAGCCAGCAACAACACCUGUUUUGGUCAACUGCAUUCAGCCAACCAAUUCUUUAAAACUACAAGAUCCAACUAGCAUGUUUUGGCGCUUCGGUUUCCAUAACUCUUCGGUGAUUGACAGUAUUCUUGAGAGAGAUGGUGCGACUCUUGAAGAUAUCAUGGGCGAAGAUGACCUUGUGCAGGAAGUCAAAUCUCAGAGUCCAAAGCUAAUAGAUUUCCUAUGCAAGCCUGUCAACAUUGAAAAGCUUUUGGGAUAUAUUACUGCUGAUGAUUUGGACGAGGCCAAGAAAUUCAAAUUUCCAUUUGUAGCAUCCGAGGUUUUCGGAUGCGAAAUAUUUGCUAUUUGCGAAGCCCUUGUCAUGAACUCGGAAAUUUUUGGCAAUUUUUGGAAACUAUUGGAGAAACCUGCUCCACUUAACCCAUUGCAAGCAAGCUACUUUUCCAGAGUCAAUUACUCACUUUUGAAUAGAAGAACUGGUUUGACUCUUGCUUUUAUUCGCUCUUAUCCAAACGCUGUCAAACUGCUUUUAAAUCAUAUUGGUACUUCCACAAUUGCCGACCUUAUCUUAAGACUGAUCACCGCCGAGGAUGCUCCAGAUGGAGUUGGUAUCAUCAAGUGGCUUGGUAGUCAAGGCUUGAUUUCUCAUUUAUUUUCCCAGCUCGACCCCAAUCUGGAUCCAGAGAUUCACACAACUGCAUCUCAGACGCUAAUAGAUAUUAUCACUGUCAGUUAUCAAAGUCAAUCGAUGCCUGAACAAACACCCGAAGGUGCACACCCCUCCGAUAUGCCGCCCAGUUUUUUUGCUCCAGCUGGAAACACGUUGGUCGAUGAAAUGAAAAGUAAAAUUUUACUUCAGAAACUUGUUUUAUUCAUGCUUGACCAAAAAGCACCUCAUGCCACGAGCAGUCUCACACACGGCAUCAACAUUAUUGUAGAGCUCAUUCGUAAAUAUUGCAGUGAAAUUGAAAAUGCCGAGAUUCAGCAUCACGACUAUCUAGUACAAGUACAAGCCAAUCGCCAAUGCCCAAGACAUCCUACGCCUGAGAGACUAAAUGCACUUUCAGUUGAUAUGAAUGAUUUGUUGCAUGUUGUCAAAGCCAGCUUACCAGAGUUUGUCAAACUAUUAGCCACUCCUCGCAGCCUCGCUUCUUCAACUGAUCCUGCAUAUGUCCGUCCCGUAUUAAAACUGCGUCAAGCAUUAGGCUCAGAGCGACUCAAAAUAUGCGAGUUGUUUGCCGAGUUUCUGCAUCUGCAAUAUCUAUUUACUUCCUCUCCACUUUUUGACAGUCUAAUCAUGCCUCCUCCUUACACAUCUCCAGCAAACGAGGCUGGUGAAAUCCCUGCUUAUGUUGCACCAACCGAUACUGUUAUUGAUGGUCUCAUGUCACUCACAGACUCACUGGUUGAUGGGAAAAUCAUGGUGGUCUGUAUCAGCCAUUUUUUCCAAUUCAGAUGGAACAACUUUUUUCACUCUAUUGUGUAUGAUAUGAUUGCCAAGGUGUUUAAUACUUAUUCGUACACAAGCAGUAUUCCAACUCCAUUGGCGAUGGCUGGACCUGCUCCCUCUGCUGCAGAUCUUUCUGGAAGUGAGAUUGAUGCUACUUUGACUAUUUCUCAAAUUACUAGCCAGAAAAAAAUGAGAGAGCUCCGUAUCAGUGUCAAGAGACUGGUUGUUUCGAUUUUUAAAGAUGCUCAUCUAAUGGCUCACAUUACUGAUGCUCAACAUCAAAACGACUACGAAGUUGAGCAACCCAAGGGUGUCAGACUUGGGUAUAUGGGUCAUUUAACGUAUAUUUCAGAUGAAGUUUGCAAAUUGUUUGACAAGUGCAAUGUAGAGCUUGACGAUGAACUACACGAUUUUAUGAACUCUGAUCAAUGGAGCGAGUAUGUAUCGCACCCACUCCGAGAAACACGCGAGCGAGACCGACAACCUCUUGGCGGGACACGACCCGAGAUACCGAUUGGAAGUGGGCCCGCUUUUGCUGGUAGCACUAUUGGUUACAAUCCUGGCAAUGGAAAGUUUGGUGAAGAUAUGUCCGAUUCAAGCAAACCUAGGAAAAAGUCUGAAGUUGGCCGGGAUGGGAGCGACGAAGAAGAAGACGGAACUGCUGCUGGCAGUAGAAACACAUCCGGAGAAAGCGAUACAUUUAAUGAUCAGUUUGCAAGAUAUUUGUGUCAACAGCUAGUGAAGGACCUACCAGAUCGUUUCUUGGGCGGUGAUAGUUCUGAUGAUGACGAAGAUGCAGAGCAUCAAUGGAUGAACGAUCUCGAGGGACAAGAUGUUAGCUUUGAUAUUGCAGAGGCUAUUCAGAUGGACGAUCCCUUUGUCGGCGGCAGUCGUGCUCGUGAGCCCGAUGAAGAAACACUGAGCGACGAUAUGGCUUCAUCUAGAGUUGAUGGUGAUGACGAAAAUCAAUCAGAGAGUCGCGGAGCGAGCAAUAUUGAAGGCUCAAGUGACGCGGAUGGCGCAUUCAAUACUAAAGAUUUGGAGCAAGCGCUAUAUAGUGUCAAUAAUAACUCUGCUUUUGGAGAGUCAUCAUCCGAGACUAAUUGGGCUGAUUUCAGCAAUAUGGGCGCUGUACCGCCAACCAAACCACCCACUUCUGAAGUUGAAUAAAGCAAACCGGACAUGCCUUUUACAUU